Molecule: messenger RNA, 1715 nt
Organism: Pogonomyrmex barbatus (red harvester ant)
Lineage: Eukaryota; Metazoa; Arthropoda; Insecta; Hymenoptera; Formicidae
Product: transcription factor E2F5
Biological process (GO): regulation of transcription by RNA polymerase II
Cellular component (GO): RNA polymerase II transcription regulator complex
Molecular function (GO): DNA-binding transcription factor activity, RNA polymerase II-specific; protein dimerization activity; RNA polymerase II cis-regulatory region sequence-specific DNA binding
Source: RefSeq, a predicted model, not a curated record
CGUUUGCUAGGAUGGCGUCCGUGGUGUUGCGGCAAUUUCGAAGGGACUAGGAAGUUUUGAAAAUUUUCGCAACGACCGAAAUAAUGGCAGAUAAUCAGCAAAGCCGAUUUGAGAAAUCGCUCGGACUGUUAACUACUCGUUUCGUUAGCCUGCUCCAGAAAGCGAAAGACGGCGUGCUGGAUUUGAAAGUCGCCGCGGACCUCCUGGAGGUACGACAGAAACGGCGAAUCUACGACAUCACAAACGUCCUCGAAGGUAUCGGCCUUAUAGAGAAGAAAAGCAAAAACAGCAUUCAAUGGAAGGGUGCUGGACCUGGCUGCAACACUCAAGAGGUUGGCGAGAAGCUGACAGAUCUAAAAGAGGAGAUCAGCAAGCUAGAAGAUCACGAACAAUUAUUAGACACUCAUACCAGAUGGAUUCAGCAGAGUUUAAAGAACAUAGAAAAUGAUAUCAUAAAUAGGAGAUUUGCAUAUAUUACCUAUGAGGACGUAAAGGAGAAUUUUGCAGAUCAAUUUGUACUAGGAAUUCAAGGUCCUUCGGACAUGGAAUUAACAGUACCAAAUGUUUUAAAGACUUUUGUACAGGAUGACUUGAAGAUAAAUUACAAUAUGCUUCUGAAAAGUAAUUUGGGAGAAAUUAAAGUGUACAUGGUCCAACCAGAGCUAGCUAAAACUUAUGAUAAUAAAUUAUUAGAAAUGAGAUUACAAGAAGAAUCCAAGGGUACAAAGCGUGGGAAUGAGGAAACUGAGAAGAAAGAGGAGGAAGUUCCUGUUAAACCAAAGAGGAAAGUUGGCAGGCCACCAAAAAAUGCUAAGCCGGAUCCAGUAUUAACUGAUGACGAAGACGAAGAAGAUUCGGAAUUAAUAGAAGCUAAAAUAGUCCUGCGUGAUGUAAGCACUACAGAUAUUUUCCAAAGAGAUUUGGAGUUCUUUGAUCAAUUCUAUCCUGAUUUUUAUGGGCCGUUAAUGAGAUUAAGUCCACCGCCUGGAGAAAAGGAUUACAAUUUCAAUCUUAGUGAGAACGAGGGUGUUUAUGAUUUAUUCGAUAUUACGACGUAAUGAGUGUUGAUUUGCUGUAGCAACGAUUUACAGACUGUGCCAACAGCAUAUAAGGGUCGAUAAUCGGGAAAAAUAUGAUAAAAUCAUUAAGAAAAAUUUAUGCGUAUAAUUUUAGGGAAAUUAAUAUGAAUCAAUCAUUGAGAAUAUACAGUAUUUUUUUAUUAUUAAAACUAUGGGAAGUUAAUACGAGGCAUUUAUGAAGAUAUCUUCAACCUGUUCUGGCCGCUGUUUUAUAUAGUGCUGAAAGUAACGUGAAGUUUUAAAGGCACCUUUUAUAUAGAGAUUAUUCUAGCUUUAAGUAGAUCAUACGAACUUGCUUCAUGAAUCUUCUUGAAGGCAAAUAUAUAUUUGUUGCAAUAAUUCUUCAUUUGGAAUACAAUAAAAGAAAAACCAUACAAAUAUAAAAAAAAAACAAUUUACUACAGUGUUGUCUAGAAUUUUUGUAGUUUGGGACUUAGAAUUGAUGCGUCGAUAUUUUUGCUGUGUUUUUAUGAUUGUGUUUUCUAUCUUCCAUUUCCAUUAGCCGUCUUUUCACAGCAUAGAACGAUUGAUCUCAGAGAUAAGACACACAUUCAGACGUAUAAAAUUUUAUUAAUUUUAUAUUUGUUACUAUAGCAUGCAAACACACUCAUAUAUUUUUAAUGAUUAAAAAGAAUA